AUGACGUAUAUUUGGCGCGCCUCGCCUGGCUCUAGCAAGUGUAACUGUUGUUGCUAACGGUACCCGCUAACUUAUAAUAUCACCGCUAAUUUAACGGUACCCUUCACUGAUGUCUCAGCAGCCGCAGCAGACGGUCCCCUCCGCCCCAGACUCCCCUGCUCUGGUGGUCACCAGUAACGUGCAGAAAUAUGCCAUCAAGAAGAAGAAGGUCCUGAGUGCUGAAGAGACAGAGCUGUUCGAGCUGACCCAGGCUGCAGGCAUCACCGUGGACCAGGAGGUCUUCAAGAUCAUAGUGGACCUGCUGAAGAUGAACGUGGCUCCUCAGGCUGUGUUCCAGACUCUGAAGGCCAUGUGUGCAGGUCAGAGGGUAGCUGACAGCUGCGGCGGCGGCGGCGGGGAGACUUCAACUGCCUCACACACCACCAGCAUCACCACAGCACCAACAGAGCCCAGAGAAGAGGACUCUUUGGUCUCUGGAAAGAGCCCUAAGCCUCCUGCAGCUCCCCCCUCAGCCUCUGGCCCCAGAGCCACAAGGGUCAACACUAAGAUUGUGGUCUACGGCCCCCAAGACGCUAGCUCUCCUCACUCUCAAGUGCGCAGUAAAGCUGGAGCGAGCCACAGUGAGAAGAGCAGGGAGGCCUCCAGCCAGCGAGUGCAGCGGCAGCCCAGCGCCACCAGAGGGCAGAAGACCAAGAGCUCCGGCAGCAGUAGUUCGUCCUCACAGAUAAACUCCACAUGAGCCGUCAGGUCAAUAUGACACCACCUGUAAAUAUGUAGCUUUCUUUAUAUUUAAGGUAACUGUAUGUUUUACUGUGUGACGUGUUUUAAAGGGUUAGUUCACCUAAAUUACAAAGACAAAAGAUACAACAAAUACAUUGAAACUUUGGCUUUAUUUGCCUUGGUUUGGAGUUGAUUGUUGCAUCAGCAUUGAAAUGACAUCUUCAAAGUCUAACACUGCUGCUGAAUUUUCUUUGGAAAAUUGGCGCCAUUAAAAUAUGCCUGUUUGCAGUGUACCCAUGAGUGUACAGUUACAUAUCGCUGGAUAGUUUGGGAGUUAUAAGGAGCAUCUUUCUUUGACUUCAAAGUAGAUUUAUGGACAUUUAUCCGGGAGACAUCUCAGAGUUAAUCACAUCCUCGGAGAGUCAAAGUCACACUGAAUCUAAAAAUAUGUGAAUCAUAUCUGUGUGUUUACAUUUGCGUGAGAUACCACUCUGAAAACAAGAAUGAUUUUUACGCAAAUUGUGGUUUUAAAGUACCUUAGUUGCCUUUCACCUCAGGAUUAAUGGGCAACUAAUCCACAGACGUCACUGUGAGCAGUCUUCAUAGGGACUGUUUCUGUGGUUCAACAUACAGUUCCAAUAAAAACUGUUCACAGUGAGGUCUGCGAUGAAACCAGAUACUUUAAACCUUGGAGAAUAUAAUAAAAGCUACCAGCAUGACUAGAUAGAUACCACAGAUGUUUUUUGUAAUCUUGGUAAACCAAUCCUUUAAAGUUCUAACAUGAUGUAAGAAAGUCCAAAGCAUCUCGUCACUCUCACCUGGCAGAUGUUACUGUAAGUGAGGAGAGGCUUUUGUUGCCAUGUGACUUUAACGAGAACGACAGAAAAAAAAAUUAGGUUUUCUACUAAAAAUGUUGAAAUGCCUGUGUUCAAUGUGCAACUUUUUAUAUAAUGAUUCAUGUUUAAUAAAUCCGAUAACAACAUA
This is a messenger RNA of Epinephelus moara (kelp grouper), 1704 nucleotides long. It is a transcript of the gene mzt2b, whose product is annotated as mitotic spindle organizing protein 2B. The transcript is spliced from 5 exons. Bases 110 to 739 code for a protein of 209 amino acids. NCBI's taxonomy places the organism in Eukaryota, Metazoa, Chordata, Actinopteri, Perciformes, Serranidae. The record is from RefSeq and is a predicted model, not a curated record. Gene Ontology annotation, cellular component: spindle; centrosome.